CGAAUAUGAACUAGAGACAAACAACCAACUACGACCCGACCCUUCUUACAAGAUCAUAUGCAACUUUGAGCUUAUACUAUCUGUAGCUGUCUAAUAUUAGCAUGUUAGAGUUAAGAUGGAAGAUGGUUAUGAAGAGGACUUUAUAAUCUCGCUUUGCCUGGAUCAUUGAAUGAUAUUAUCGGAAUUUGAAGUUAUUUGUUGUGAUGUCUAGAGAAAAGCGAGGUUUAAGGUCUAUUUUACUUAAAUUUGGGGUUGUUGUUGCCAUCUCUUCCGCUGGAUUGCUUUAUGCACGAAUUAGAACCAGAAAGACCAAACGGCAUUUGCCUUCUCCAACUCUAUCACGGCGUGUUUCAGAUUGUUGCAGUGAGGAAGUUGGUGAUUGUGCUGAAGCCGAUGUUUCGGACUUAAGGAUGGCACCAGCUUCUGGUCCUCAGAAAGAAAUAUCGGCUGAAAAGGAUGAUGAUGAUGAGCUAGAGAUCAAGCGCCUUAGAAAAAUGGUAAGAAUGCUUGAGGAGAGGGAGAGGAAUCUCGAGGUCCAGAUGCUGGAAUAUUACAGCCUUAAAGAACAAGAGGCAAAGGUCCUGGAGCUCCAAAACCAGCUGAGAGAAAACAAUAUGGAGGCUAAGCUUUUUACUCUCAAGAUUGCAUCCUUACAGUCGGAAAACCAGAGAUUAGAAAAUCAGGUUGCUCAUCAUUCAAAAGUCGCAGCCGAGCUUCAGGCUGCUAAAUCGAGAAUUAUUGUGCUCAAAAAGAAACUUCGGCACGAAUCUGAGCAGAAUAGAGAGCAUAUUCUGAACGUUCAAAAGAGGGUUGCUAAAUUACAGGAAGAACUCAAGGCUCCUGUGGAUAAUAGUGAUAUUGAAUCAAAGUUAAAAAGGCUAAAGGAUUUGGAAGGCGAGGCAGAAGAGUUGUGGAAAUCUAAUACCAGGUUGCAGAUAGAAAAUUCUGAACUGGCUCGGAAGUUGGAGUCAACCCAAAUCCAGGCAAAUUCUGUUUUGGAGUCAGAAGUAAUAAACAAAAAGCAAGAACGUCUGAUGCUAGAAAAUGAAGAGUUGAAGAAGCAAAUUGAACAGCUACAGGAAGACAGAUGCAGUGAUGCGGAAGAGCUGGUGUAUCUCCAAUGGGUGAACGCUUGCUUGCGGUACGAGCUGAGGAAUUUUCCACCCAUCCCCGGUAAAACAGUUGCUAGAGACCUCAGCAAAACCCUAAACCCGGAAUCGGAGGAGAAAGCCAAAAAGCUAAUACUUGAAUAUGCGCACACACAAGAAACGGGGGAUAGAGGCACGGAUUUUGACUUUGAUCAUUGGUCAGCCUUCUAUGGUUCCGACAACGGCCAAGUAGAUGAUUCUACCACAUUCGGGAAUUCACCUGCCAAGAAAACUCCCAACUCAAGAAAAACAAAGUUUUUAAAUAAACUUGGGAGAUUAAUACUGGGAAAAGUUGGUUCUGCAUCAUCAAGGAAAAGUGCUGCUGAUUCUCCCGCUUGGAGUUCAGGUAGAGGGAUCGAUUUCGUAAACAUGGUACAAAGCAAGAGUGAUAGAUGGUUUGCUACACCAUCGGAUACUUCAUCUUCAGCCACAUUUGAUGUUGAUCAAGUCAAGGCCGUUGAUAAAUUCCGAAGGAACAGCGACCUGGGCUUCUAUGGAUACAGAAGAUUCGGAUCAGCCAGGGAUGAUGCUCUAGAACCUCAACUCCAUCAAGGUUUCUAUUCCCAUCAGAGAUCCGACGUUAUGAAGUUUGCGGAGGCUUUAAAGCAGUCGGGAACAGAAAGACGACAGAUUCACAAGAGAGCAUCUAGCAUUAUGUAAUUUCUAGUUUGACCCAAUGGCUUGUAAAAGACUUCAAAUUCUCCAAAUAAAAACGCAUCUCCCUUUUCUCUUAA
Molecule: messenger RNA, 1882 nt
Organism: Hibiscus syriacus
Lineage: Eukaryota; Viridiplantae; Streptophyta; Magnoliopsida; Malvales; Malvaceae
Product: protein CHUP1, chloroplastic-like
Exons: 5
Coding region: 204-1808 (534 amino acids)
Biological process (GO): chloroplast organization
Cellular component (GO): chloroplast outer membrane
Source: RefSeq, a predicted model, not a curated record